CUCUGUAUCUCAACAUGAACAGGUCAAAAACGUUUGGGAAAAUCAGGAAAAGGAUUGAAGAGGCCAAAAAUAGAUGGGCCAGAUUGGGCAAGGCAGACUAUAGCUACAAUGAGAGUGCCCGCUUGGCCACGGACUCUCUCCUGGACGGCGGAACGGAAUCCUACCAAAAAGUUCUGGCGGAGGAAGGUGAGGUAGACUUUUUCUCAAAGACGGAGGUCCAGUUUAUUGUGGACAAUGUUAAAGAGCCGUUCUAUACCAAUGAAAGUUACAACGAGGGUGAAAAUGGGUCUGUGCAGAAUGGGAACCAUGAGCAUAAAUCGGAAAGCUUCUACCCCAUUAAUUCUGACGCUAGUGAUCCCACAACGCCGCUGCACAAUUGGAGUGCAGAGGACAAGCCGUAUCUAAAGGACAAGUCCAGCGCCACUGUCUACUUCCAGUCUGACAAGGCCAACAUCAGGGAGACCAUUCGGAGGAGUAUACACCGAACAAGCCAGGUUCUGGCUAUAAUGAUGGACGAGUUCACAGAUGUGGAAAUAUUCUGCGACAUUCUGGAGGCGGCCAAUAAAAGGAACGUGUUUGUCUACCUUCUCCUGGAUGUCACCAAACUGCAAAGCUUCAAAGAAAUGUGUGAGAAGUUGCAAGUUGAAGAGAUGCAUCUCAAGAAUAUAUCCGUCAGGAGCGUGACUGGUGAUGUCUACUGUGCAAAAUCAGGCAAGAAAUUCUUUGGUCAGAUCCAUGAAAAGUUCAUCAUAUCGGACUGGAGAUGUGUCUUGUCCGGGACAUACAGCUUCACAUGGCUUUCCGGGCAAGUCCACAGAAACUUUUUGUGCAAGUUCUCCGGACAUGUGGUUGAGUUGUUUGAUGAGGAGUUUAGACAUAUCUAUGCCACAUCCAAGCCUGUGAUGGGCUUGAAGUCCCCAGCUCCAAUGGCGCCGGUCCUGAAACAAGAAAGCGAGAAAGGGGCAAUGUCGGAGAGCAGCACCCAGGAGAGUAAAAACACGACCUCAGAACCACUUAGCGGGUCCUCGGCCACCAGUGUCUCCCAUACAUCACAAGCCCCAGCAUCUCCUACAUACAGCACUCCGGUUCAAUCUCCGGUCCAAUCUCCUGUACAAUCCCCCCUUCAGAGAAUUAAUUCCUUCCAUGGCUACCCUUCUCUUCGAAGCCCCACAACACCGACAAACUACCAAUCAAAUUACUUCCAGAGGAACUACCAACCUGAGUCUCCGACCCACCUGUUCAACAAUAACAACAACAUCUACCGCUCAUUCAGGACCCGCAGAGAAGACUUUCUGAGUUCCAGGUUUACCCAAGGGUGGAGAUUGUUUUCUAAACCAACAAUGACCUAAAGCAUGCAGUAACUUUGAUAUGCACUGGUA
Messenger RNA from Nanorana parkeri, 1379 nucleotides. RefSeq names its product family with sequence similarity 83 member A (gene SACK1A). The record is from RefSeq and is a predicted model, not a curated record. The transcript is spliced from 4 exons. Lineage: Eukaryota; Metazoa; Chordata; Amphibia; Anura; Dicroglossidae. Gene Ontology annotation, biological process: epidermal growth factor receptor signaling pathway. Bases 15 to 1349 code for a protein of 444 amino acids.